Molecule: messenger RNA, 1843 nt
Organism: Tachyglossus aculeatus (Australian echidna)
Lineage: Eukaryota; Metazoa; Chordata; Mammalia; Monotremata; Tachyglossidae
Gene: CCT5
Product: chaperonin containing TCP1 subunit 5
Exons: 11
Coding region: 54-1679 (541 amino acids)
Biological process (GO): protein folding
Cellular component (GO): chaperonin-containing T-complex
Molecular function (GO): ATP hydrolysis activity; ATP binding; ATP-dependent protein folding chaperone
Source: RefSeq, a predicted model, not a curated record
CCGCCCCCCAGCGUUCAGUUCAGCCGGCUGCUGGGAGCUGGUCCUCCGGCAGCAUGUCGUCCGUGGGGACUCUGGCGUUUGAUGAAUAUGGCCGUCCUUUUCUCAUCAUCAAAGAUCAGGACCGCAAGUCUCGCCUUAUGGGGCUCGAGGCCCUGAAGUCUCACAUAAUGGCAGCAAAGGCAGUAGCAAACACAAUGAGAACAUCACUUGGCCCCAAUGGUUUGGAUAAAAUGAUGGUGGAUAAAGACGGUGACGUGACUGUGACCAACGACGGAGCCACCAUUUUAAGUAUGAUGGAUGUGGACCAUCAGAUUGCUAAGCUGAUGGUGGAACUCUCCAAAUCCCAGGACGAUGAGAUCGGGGAUGGAACUACGGGAGUAGUUGUUCUGGCUGGGGCUUUGCUGGAAGAAGCUGAGCAGUUAUUAGAUCGCGGCAUUCACCCCAUCAGAAUCGCAGACGGUUAUGAACAGGCCGCCCGCAUUGCCAUUGAACACCUGGACCAGAUCAGUGACAGUUUUCCAGUUGACGUUAACAACACGGAACCCCUCAUUCAGACUGCCAAAACCACCCUUGGUUCCAAAGUAAUCAAUAGCUGUCAUCGGCAAAUGGCAGAAAUUGCUGUGAAUGCUGUUCUGACAGUAGCAGAUUUAGAGCGCCGAGAUGUUGAUUUUGAACUCAUCAAAGUAGAAGGUAAAGUGGGAGGCCGUCUUGAGGACACUCAGCUUAUCAAGGGAGUGAUUGUGGAUAAGGAUUUUAGCCAUCCACAGAUGCCUAAAGAAGUGAAAAAUGCUAAAAUUGCCAUCCUCACCUGCCCAUUUGAGCCCCCGAAACCUAAAACAAAGCAUAAGCUUGACGUGACAUCUGUGGAAGAUUACAAAGCCCUACAGAAAUAUGAGAAAGAGAAGUUUGAAGAGAUGAUUAAGCAGAUAAAAGAUACCGGUGCUAACCUAGCUAUUUGCCAGUGGGGCUUUGAUGAUGAAGCAAAUCAUUUACUCCUUCAGAAUGAAUUGCCUGCAGUUCGUUGGGUAGGAGGACCUGAAAUUGAACUGAUCGCCAUUGCAACUGGCGGGCGCAUUGUUCCACGGUUCUCAGAACUUACAGCCGAAAAGCUGGGUUUUGCUGGCAUUGUAAAGGAGAUCUCGUUUGGGACCACAAAAGAUAAAAUGCUUGUUAUCGAGCAGUGCAAAAACUCCAGAGCAGUGACCAUCUUCAUAAGAGGAGGAAAUAAGAUGAUCAUUGAGGAAGCAAAACGAUCCCUCCACGAUGCACUGUGUGUGAUCCGGAACCUAGUUCGUGAUAAUCGCAUUGUGUACGGAGGUGGGGCCGCAGAGAUAUCCUGUGCUUUAGCCGUUGGUGAAAAGGCGGAUAAGUGUCCAUCUUUGGAGCAGUAUGCUAUGAGAGCAUUUGCCGAUGCAUUAGAAGUCAUCCCUAUGGCCCUCUCUGAAAACAGUGGUAUGAACCCCAUCCAGACAAUGACUGAAGUUCGGGCUAGACAAGUGAAAGAGAAGAACCCCGCUCUUGGGAUUGACUGCUUACACAAGGGAACCAAUGACAUGAAGCACCAACACGUCAUUGAAACCUUGAUUGGCAAAAAGCAACAGAUUUCUCUUGCUACGCAAAUGGUUAGAAUGAUUCUGAAGAUCGACGAUAUCCGUAAACCAGGAGAAUCUGAAGAAUGAAGUAACAUGGAAUAAAAAUGUUGUAGUGAAGCCACAUCCAUGACUAAUUAGAAGGAUGCCUGUGUUACAUCUACAGCUAUUUAUUUCUGUUUUUUUUUUUCAUUUUUACAGCACCUGUAAGUUCCAGAUGCUGAAGUCAAUAAAAUCACUCUUUAGUUAUCAGU